AUGACGGCCGAAACGCAUUCGAAUUGCCCGUAUUGCCAGACGAAAUAUUACGCCAACCUGCACCCGAAAUUCCUGCCCUGCGGCCACCCACUGUGCGAGUCGUGCGUCGCGAGGAGUCUGAUGACGCAUGAUCAUACCUGUUGCCGUCAUUGCGGCGCAAUCUACGGCAUUGACGCAAUAAUGGCCGCAUUUUUGGCAAAUACCAAAGACCUGCGAAAACAGCUCGAGCAAGUCAACGCAAACUGCGUAACAAUGAGCUUCGAUCAGGAGGAACUACACAAUCAGCUCGAAACGGCGAAAAAGGACCUGAAAGCCGCGAAUAAAGCCAUAUUAGCUGCAGAAUCGACUACGGUUAUUCAAAAAGAGUGUUUCAAAAACCAAAUCAACGAAAUGAAGGGGUAUCUGGGCGAGCUGGCCAAGUUAGGCAAGGAGAAGGAGGCGGAGCUGAAUCAAGCGGCGAUCGAAAAGGAACGUAUGUCAAAAGAAAUUGACGGCCUGAAAGCUCAGCUGGUGGAGAUGGGCAAGAAAGUGAUGCAACUCGAAAAAGAUGCCCAAGCGGAGACGAUUAAAAAACUAAAGUUGCGACUGGCGGAAGUCGCCAAGCAAGCAGCGGAAAGUGAGAAGGCUCGAAAAAAAGAAAUGAUUUCCAAAGAUAUCCACGAUGCCGAGAUGGCCGACCUAAACAAGCAGAUAGAGGACAAGAUGAAGCUUUGCCGGGCCCAGAAACAGGCUGCGGCAACGGAGAUCAAUCGCCUCGCCGCACAGGAAGCCGUUUACCGGGCGACGAUCGAGCGUCUUGAGAGCAAGGUGGAUGUGUAUAACUAUCAACUUGGUGAAGUCACGGCAAAGUACAAUCAACUGCUGGAUGAGCACAGCCAAGCCCUGGAGACCUCGGCAGCAUAUACCCCAGAUUCUGACGACGUCUCCGAAGAGGUCGAUUUGCCCGAGAUUCCGGUCGAUGCGAAGGUCGCAAAGCCACCUGACAUCGAAUUCGUCCGCCUUGAGCCGGUAAUGGAAAAGCUAUUCAUUCGCGGGCUACCAGGUGGAAUCACCGAAUCUGAAGUCGAGAUGAUCCUCUUCAUGAGAGGAGACAACCCUGCAACCCCUACUAGAAUCUGGCUCCGAGAAUCGAAUGGAAAAACCGACUGCAUUGCGCAGUUUGAAGACAAAAAUGAAGUGGAAAUGCUAAUCUGGCAAUGGAACGGCAAAUGCUAUCCCGGUAGCCAGCAUCAGCUGACUGUCGAUUAUUGGAAGAUCGCCACAAAAAUCGAUGAAUUAACCGAGGAAACUGAAAUGGCCAUCUUUACGAAUACAGCAGCUCAAAAGGCAACCGGAAAUGUUGGUUCCCAGAAAAGUCAACCGGAAACCGUCCAGAAGGAAAAAAUAGUAGUCGCUAAACAAGAGCAAACGCUAAGAGAAAAUAUUCACGGAUCGAAGGCAAUUUGCAUAAAGAACAUACCUGGACGUGUAACUGUGGCUGAACUGACGAAUUUCUUGGAGGCGAAAAUUGGAGAGAAGAUUGAUUUAUCGAAGGAGGGAGUUAUUUUCGUGGCUACCGGAGACUGGUUCAGUUGUGCAAAAGUGAGAUUCUUGACCGCAGAGGCUGCGCUGAAGGCCGUGAAUGUGCUCAGUAACAUCCGGUAUCCGAAAUCUGGACAGAUCCUGAAGCCGAGCUUGUGGAUUCCCAACUACGUGAAACCGCCAAAGACCAAGGGCAAGAAGAAGGGCAAGGCCAAUGCCAAGCCUCAGAAUAUUGGCUUUUGGGAUGAUGGGACGAUUGUGGAUAAGGAGCUGCUUAAAAUGGAAAAUUUUGUCGUCGCCGAGAAUAUUCCUCUAUCCGUUGCCGCAGAUACUGUAGUCUCCCUAUUCGAGCAAGUGGCUCCGAUAUCGAGGGAUAAGGCUGGAAGCCCGGGCAUCGUCCUCGUGGAAAAAGAGGGCACGCAAUCAGCUUUCAUCGACUUCGAGACGAAGCAAGGAGCUAAAAAAGCUUGUGAGGUGAUGCUGGGUCGAGCUUUCCGCGAUCCGUCUAGCGGGAUAUAUUGGACGAUGAUCGUGCUGCUCUACAAAGAC
This is a messenger RNA of Mesorhabditis spiculigera, 2070 nucleotides long. The record is from the annotation of a GenBank genome assembly. Lineage: Eukaryota; Metazoa; Nematoda; Chromadorea; Rhabditida; Rhabditidae.